AUGGCCACAUGUGAACAGCAGCUCCCUGGUGGAUCCAUAUGGAAAGAGACAGCCUCCUAUGCGAUUGUUUCCAAAGGAGGGGAGGUAUUGGAGGCCCAGCGCCUCCCUAAGGGAACAAUGUCCCCAAAGGCCGAACUACUGGCCCUCAUUAGGUCCCUCUACUUGGCAAAAGGGAAAAGGGUCCCAGAUUCAACUCCUCAGUAUUCCCCGUCUGAAAAAACUCUUCUCUAUGAGAAGGGUGGCAGGGAUGGAGAACAGGGAUGGAUCCUUGUGGGAAAUAAGUUGGCCUUGCCUCUGGCCCAGACUACAACCUUCAUUCAGCAGGUUCAUGCCACACUUCAUAUUGGGCCCAAGGCCCCGGCCGGGGCGGGCGGCGGCCGGCUGGGUUCCCCGGCCCCGGAAAAAUCUAAUAAAGAAAAUACUGAGAAAGAUAUCAAUCAAGCUACCAAAAGCUACUUCACACAUGGAGAGAUGCAAGAGCAGUCCAUUUGGGGAAAUUCUUCAGAUGGUGAACUCAUCAGAACCCAACCCCAGCGUCUGCCUGAGCCACAGACUUCAGUUCAGGAACCCAGUGAGGAAGAAACAGGCAAGAUAAAGAAUGGCGGCCACGCAAAUCUGAGUAAUGGAAAUGGAAUUCACCAUGGGACCAAACAUUCCUCCACAGAUCAUCGCAAACUUUCAGCUCCUGUUUCUCAGAAAAUGCAUAGAAAAAUACAGUCCAGCUUGUCUGUAAACAAUGAUGUCAGUAAGAAGAGUAAAGUAAAUGCUGUCUUUUCCCAAAAGACAGGCUCUUCACCUGAAGACUGUUGUGUCCACUGUAUCCUGGCAUGCUUGUUCUGUGAAUUCCUGACCCUCUGCAAUAUUGUCCUGGGACAAGCUUCUUGUGGGAUCUGCUCCUCGGAAGCCUGCUGCUGUUGCUGUGGCGAUGAGAUGGGGGACGACUGUAACUGUCCUUGUGACAUGGACUGUGGCAUCAUGGAUGCCUGUUGUGAAUCAUCAGACUGUCUGGAAAUCUGUAUGGAAUGCUGUGGAAUUUGUUUCCCUUCAUAAGUAUUUAUCCUUCGUUUGUGUUCAAACUGGAGAAUGUUUAAUUUUUUUUCCUUUAAAGGGGGAGAAAUUCUCAUGAAGCAAUUCAGUAUUUGCACUGUGCAGUCAUUAUAUUAAGUAGUCUCUGAAAGCCUUCCCUCCCCUCACAAAUCCAUAUGGUUUAAUAUGUGAAAAGCUAACUAGCUUGUAUUAACCAAGGGACAUGUUAAAAGGCUCCUCUUUUUCUGUUGAUAUUUCUGUUUCGUCUAAGCUUUUUCAGGAGCCAUGUACUCCAAAUAUAUUAUUUCUUAGUGAGUAUUAAUCCCAACCAUUUAUUUUUCGUUACUUAUCUAUUAGAAGCUAAAAUUAAACAUUAUUUUCAGUAAACUUUGGCAAACAGACACACCAUCGCUGGGCAGCACUUGUUCAGCAGAUGUUGAAUGUCUGCUUUGGGUGCGGUGUUGCCCAGGCCAUGUAAGGGACAGCAUCUCUUUCCCAUCUAUAGUUCUCCGCAGUAUGCACUGCAGCAGACAAUGAACUAUCUCAUAAGGCAUACUGAAAUGAACAUUGUAUUAGGAGAAACGUAAAAUACCACAGGAAAAAAAAAACAAGAGAAUUACCAGAAUACAAAACAAGGCUUGAACAAGAUGUGGCAUUCUAGGCAACCUCUUAGGAUGGCUAAUUGAUCUGCUACUAGAAUAAGUUAUUUAGGUUUAAGAUUGUCUUCUCAUGGACAGUCUGAACUGUGUGUUCUUUAUAGUUAAAAGAAACAUGUCUUUGUAAACUUGCCUUUUAGUUGUAACAAUACAACAUAAAUAUUAUGCUAUAUUUUUUAUGAAAACAUACUACCUAAUUAACAUAUAGUCCUCAAAAACUUUUGACAAACUAAAUUGGAUUUUUUAAAAUACCGAAACACAGGUAUCCUGAUUUCAACUUUUCAAAGGCUUUCUUUUGUUUUGUAAAAUGUAGGUGGUUUUGGAGAAGGGUGUGGCUUGUAUGUUUUGGUUUGUUUCUUACUCAGUGCUAUAUAUCAUAAGCACAUUGAUUUCUAGUGCAGAAAACCUGGGAUUUUAGUGCAGAGAAGCUCACAAAUUCCCUGCUGUGACCAAAUUUUAGUGUUAUAAUUCUCUGUCAAACUUGGCCUAUGUGGCAGGUUAUCAAGAUCCCCAAGUAUGAAGAAGAAGUAUGUCAGUUAUAAGAUUUAUAUACAUAUAUAUAUAUAUGCUUUGCAUAUAUAUAAUAUAGUAUAUAUAUAUAUAUAUAGUAAUUGGAGUAAUAGAUAUUGUGUCACUCAAUUGGAAGGCAGAAUACUUUCAAACUAUGCAUUCUCCUGAGGUUGAACAUUCCCAAAAUUGUACUUUAGUUUACUUCAAUAUGACCCUUUUAGAAGUUUGAAAGUAUACAGUGUGAGUCGUACUUAUUACUAGUUUUAUUUAACUGAAUAUCAAGUAGAUAAUAACAACAUUAACAGCACAUUUUAGGAAGCCUUUAGCAAAUCUAGGCUUUUAAGAGAGCUAGACAUUUUUUUAAUCCUGUGUCAUGACAAUGUUACCUAUAGCUUUCCUUUGAGACAAAGCCUAGUUUUGAAUUAUGUUAUUUAUUUAAAAGGUUUGAAAAAAGAAAGAAAAACAGCAAACUCUCGAAACUUUUAGUGCUAUUUGCAUACACACAACUUUUACAUUGUUAGGAUGUUAAAAUGUAGCUGUUUCCCUCAUUUUUCCCUAGAGUUUUAAUUAUUAUAUUAGAUAUAAAAAUCUGAAUAUAAUUCUAUCUAUCAUGAGUUAACUUAAGCUUGUACAUUAGAGUAAGAAUCGCAUCUGUUUAUAAUGUAAGCCUCUUAGUGAUCUGGAAUUCUUAGAAUAUUUGACUUUUAAUCCUAUACCAUUUUUCAACCAAGUGAUCUCUCUGACUUUUAAAUGUAUCCUGCUACUACUUGUAAUGAACAUAUUGACACAUUUGAAGUGUUUCUCUGUAGCAGAGGAUGUCUUGGAGACCAGUGAUGUUUUCUGAUGUCUGUAUUUGUUUUUUCCCCUCAGUUGUCUAUUCCAGGCAGUCAUUCCGUGAAGCAUUUUGUAUAAUUCAGAAGGAAAUAGAAGAAGGAAUCGGGGUAGCAGAGUAGGCAAAUGUGAAAAGAUAUUCAAUAUGUUUUAGAAUUUCUGUAUUUACAAUGUUUUGUUGAAUUAUAUUACCAUCCUUAUUAAGCACUGUAAUUGAGCUAGGUAUUUGGUCUCUUUUUAAAUGUGGAAAAUUAAUCUUAAAUAUUUUUAAACUGGACCUGUAUUAUCCUGAAUAUUGUAAAAUUAAACAAUGCCUUCUUUAUUGUACUUUAGCCUACUUUCAUACUUAAGGGCUAUGUGACUUUAUAUUUGGAUGACUUCUACUAUAACUAAGAUUGACAUUUUGCUUGUUAUAUCCCUUUCUGAAGACUUCCUUGUUUCCUAUAUAAAUCAUUUGACACAUGGCCACAUAUGGACUUUAAAGAUACAGAAAAUUGGCUAACACAAGUCAUGAUAUCAAAAUACAGUGCUCUUGUAAAAACUCA
Molecule: messenger RNA, 3568 nt
Organism: Dipodomys ordii (Ord's kangaroo rat)
Lineage: Eukaryota; Metazoa; Chordata; Mammalia; Rodentia; Heteromyidae
Gene: Mdfic
Product: MyoD family inhibitor domain containing
Exons: 7
Coding region: 1-1050 (349 amino acids)
Source: RefSeq, a predicted model, not a curated record